CAAACUUCCGAGCGAAUGCAGAGACGUGAACGCAUCAGCAGCAGCAGUUCUCUCAGUAAAGCCGGGAGCUCAUGCAGGCAGAAUAAUGGCAGGCCUGUGGAGAUCCUACCAAGUCUUGAUGACCAAGUACCCCUGGACAGUACAGAUAGUGACUGCUGGGUCGUUAGUGGGUGUCGGUGAUGUCAUCUCCCAGCAGCUGAUUGAAAGAAGGGGACUGGCGAAUCACAACGUGCGACGGACGGCCAAGAUGAUGAGUAUUGGUUUCUUCUUCGUGGGUCCAAUAAUUGGCGGCUGGUACAAAGUUCUGGACAAGCUGGUGGUUGGAGGAACUAAAAGCGCUGCCAUGAAGAAAAUGCUGCUUGACCAGUUGGGUUUUGCUCCGUGCUUCCUGGGAGCUUUUCUCUGUCUCUCCGGCGCUCUCAACGGUCUGACAGUGGAGGAGAACAUCAACAAGCUGAAGAGGGACUACACAGAUGCCCUGAUCUCAAAUUACUAUCUGUGGCCGCCAGUCCAGAUUGCCAAUUUCUACUUUAUUCCACUGCACCACAGACUGGCGGUCGUCCAGGUUGUCGCUGUCGGCUGGAACUCCUACCUGACCUGGAAGGCCAAUAAGAUGUGAGCGAUGAUGAUCACAAGUCCGGCCUGUGCUGUUGUUGCUGAUGAUGAUUUUACACUCAUUUGUAGUGUGUGUGCGCGUGUGUGUGUGUGUGUGUGUGACAUGGGCGGCUCUGGUCUAACUUACUUGAUGCUACUUCGUCUCGUGGUAUUUCCAAUGUGUAAAACUGUGACUGAGUCACUUAUAAAGGUCGGGAGAAAGUGCUCGUCUACUCUGAAUGACACAUUCACACUUACUUGAAAGUCAAACUUGCAUUUGCAGAAAUGUCUGUGAGAGAUUGUUAUUUAUGGAAAUGAGAUUUGGCAGCAGUGUUAGCCACACAUACGCACGCACGCACACACACACACACACACACACGUUUACACCCACUGGAAGGAAACUUUUCUUACCAUGUAAUGUAUGUUAAUCACUUGAAACAAUUAUGAUAAAGGAUAUUUUGUUAAAGGUUGAUAGUAUUUUGUUUUGUCAUGUAACGACUGAAAUAAUUACCUCAGAAUUUGUAACGAUACCUUGUUUUUCUUAUGUUUUUUUCAUUCACUCUUCACCUCAUCUAUGCACUUCUACUUUUGUAUCUAUUUUCCAACCUUUCCCGAAAGGCCAUUUUAACAACGCUCAGGAAGAGACGAGCAAAUAUUUUGUAUAUUUCUGUUUAGAAAUGUAUAAAGUGAGUGAAAGGAAAGCCACAAGCUUUACCCACGUCUUGAAGUCUAAUCAGCUGCGAGGAUGCAAUGCAUUCUGGUCUAUUGAGGCUACUGUGGAUGUUGUAAAAAAACAUCAGUUGUCAUUGAAUCUGAAAAGGAGUGACAACAAAACCUGAUGUUAAAAGAGUAUAUAGACUUUUUUUUUUUUUUGACUGAGAAAGACUGAAAACGUGGGAAAGCAGCUAGCAUAGUUCUGUGUGAAGGUAACAAAAAACAACUGUCAGAGCCUCCAAAGCUCAUUAACUAACGUCAUUUUUACAUUUAGUGCAUUUAGCAGACGCUUUUGUCCAAAGACUAAUUCAUACAUACCUUCAUACACUGAUGGCGGUGGCUGCCAUGCAAGGUGCUGACCAGCACAUCAGGAGCAGUUUGGGGUUCAGUAUCUUGCCCAAGCACACUUAAGACAUGCAGACCAGGGGAAUCGAACUAGCGACCUUCCUAUAAUAAGACUACUUCUUGACCAGGUGCAGGAAUUGUCUGCUUGGUUUGACUUGAUAUUUACCGUUCAGUCAUGAGAUCGGUCUCGGUCAUCCAACUGUGGACAAGAAAUCAAGUUAUUCUUUUCCACGGUCAGUGUCAUCGAAUUAUUUUUAUGACAAACUGCAUUUUGCAGUAGUUGUUGGAAAAUCACCCCAAAACAACAAGAAAUCCCAGACAAUCACUGUUGAAAUGUGUAUUCCUCUCAUGUAUUUGGAAUCUUUAUACUGAUAAUGUGCACAGUUGUAAUAACAAAGGCCUUCUCUGGCAUGUAGCUAAUAAAGUUUUACCUGAAGCGAUGUGAA
Molecule: messenger RNA, 2099 nt
Organism: Acanthopagrus latus (yellowfin seabream)
Lineage: Eukaryota; Metazoa; Chordata; Actinopteri; Spariformes; Sparidae
Gene: mpv17
Product: mitochondrial inner membrane protein MPV17
Exons: 8
Coding region: 86-619 (177 amino acids)
Cellular component (GO): cytoplasm; membrane
Source: RefSeq, a predicted model, not a curated record